Molecule: messenger RNA, 762 nt
Organism: Cooperia oncophora
Lineage: Eukaryota; Metazoa; Nematoda; Chromadorea; Rhabditida; Trichostrongylidae
Source: the annotation of a GenBank genome assembly
AUGACGCAUCUGCUCUGUGAUCAGUACAUCAUUGACCAGUACAAGGCACAAAAUUCAAAGAAUAAGCCGCUACCACCUUUGACUAGCGAUAAGACGACCCCAUCACCACCAAGCAGCGAGAAGACACCACCUGAAGAUGACCUCUUGGUCACCGAUGUGAAGGUAGCUGAAGUGUUUUACAAGGCUGGCUCUCCAGGUGGAGCAUACGUGAUACCGUUCCCUCCAGAGCCAGUAUUUCCAAAGAAUAAAGGAGUUGGGUCAACCGAGCCUCCAAACGGAGCAUACUUGUUACCUACUCCUCCAGCAGGAGUAAGCAUGGCAAAAGAGGAAGUGGCAAAGCCUCCAACCCUCAGCCCGAGCACGCCUGAGGCGGUGACUUACGCUUCAGCGGUUUUCACGCCUUACUCUUCUUCUACUGUCACGGCGACACUAGUAUUGUUUACCUCUACGUCUUCAACAACCACAACCACUCCUACUCCUCUGACGCACACUUCUACAUCUACAGUACCCUUUCCGGAGUCGACAACUCAUCUGAAGUCUACUACCUCUAGUCUAGAUAAAACAACGUCUGCAACGUCAGGUACUACAUCAGUAACUAGUACGACUACCAAGACCACUUCCCCAAGCAGCACUCGGAAGCCUGCUUCCACAACCCCCACUAUUCCCACGACAACAUCGUCUACUGAUACAACAACCACAUCUUCUGUCAGGUACACCACAGAGAAAAACUCCAGAGAAGAGCAAGAAGAAUCACAACUCUGA